Messenger RNA from Desarmillaria tabescens, 1405 nucleotides. RefSeq lists its product as uncharacterized. Bases 1 to 1239 code for a protein of 412 amino acids. The record is from RefSeq and is a predicted model, not a curated record. The transcript is spliced from 6 exons. NCBI's taxonomy places the organism in Eukaryota, Fungi, Basidiomycota, Agaricomycetes, Agaricales, Physalacriaceae.
AUGAGCGCUGUCUUCUCUUCACCUCUUUCCUUCACGAAUACCUCUAUCAAGCCAGUCCAGGAUGCAUAUCCAGGCGUACUUUCUUCUUCUACCCAGCCCCUCCUCCCAACAACAAUGUUGUCGUCGCAUGCUGGCCCAUCCACUUGGCGACCUCCAGCCCAUUGGAAUCUGGCCCAGAACCAGCCGCCCGCCAAAAAAGCUGCACCUAGAAAAAAUAGGACACAGGAGGAAAUUAGGAUAGCAGCAAAUGUUGCAGCCAAAGUAGCAGCUCGCCUUACAGCUGACCAGGCAGCAGUUAUCCAUCCAGAUGUGGAUACUCCUUUCUCCGAUACCCUUGAUGUUGUCAAGCGUCUACUACCCUAUCACAUAUACCAACAGCCGCCAGAGGACUUGCAGGAACUUAUCCACGGAAAUACGGACAAAGGCAAGGGUAAGGCGACCAAUGAUGACCUUAACCGGGAAAUACACGAAACAAAAUUCGCCCUAGAGUGCUUCAAGCGAAGGAAAAAGUUAAAAGAGCGCUUUCGGAAAGCACGUUUGAAAUCUGGACGGCGUUCUGCACCUGAUGACCAGGCAGUCUUCCUUGCACAAGCGGUCUUAGAAGGCGAACGCGCUGACACUGUCACGUUAAACAACGAGCUUCGCACUGCCCGAACGGAACUGGACCGACUCGAAAGGGAGAAACGCGUAGCGACGAAUGCCCAACGGACAUCGUACUACAUGACAACUCAGCCAGCGACUCCAACUACUACGGCCAGUCGACCAUACUACCAUUCCUACCCGUACGCAUACGCUCAAGCGUAUGGUGCACCUGUACAGCAAAGCUCUACAUCGUCAGUUCAGCCACCUGCCGCCCCAACAGCUGCGACACCGUACCAAGCAGGAAGUGCUAUUCCUGUGCAGCUCCCUGUUUCAUCGCUGCCAGCUCUUCAUCAACUCGGCAUCGUGCCGGUGGCCCCUACGUCUGUAACGGAUGGGCAACCAGCACCACCUGCAGUGCUUAGAGGCUCGUCAGCUAAUGGGACUAUGUUGAGCCUGGAGAUCAAUGUUUCAGUGUUGCAGUCUGCACAGAUGAGCGGGCUUGCGGUCAUAUUGAAUUCUUUGAUGUCUAGGAGCAGUAGUUCUACUGCCGUGACAGCGACGCCUGUUCAGGGAACUGGCGGUCCGACGGUUACAACUGCUUCUACCGCUGGAAAUGCUACUUUGGGUGCUACUAGCAAAGGUGCCAGCUGGUCCUGAACAAGUAUCCUGAAUGAAAGUAUCGUACCAUAAAGGGUUACUGUACAGCACAUCAUUGUAUUGAAUACUUUAUGUUUCUUGUAUAAUUGCAGCCCCUUAUAGAUGCCGGCACCACCGGCAUCCGUUUACGUACCACGAAACAUUGCCAUUGCACAUCUCUCGUUUA